GCCAUCACUAGUAGCGGUGCAUAGAAGAAGAGUUGAACAGAAAGUUAAAAAGUUAAACAAAACGCGAAAAAUACAGCAUUUUAAGAAAAGUAUAACAUAUUUUUGUCGCGCGGGAUGAAGGAGAACAACAAGAUCCUCCAGCUCAUCUAUGUGGCGUGGCGCGAGCGCUGGUCGGACUCUCAAUGGGGCAUCAACAUCAAAAAGGUGCUGCCGCGUGGAGUCAGCGGAGAUGCCUACAACUUGGCGGACUGCCUGAUGCAGCAGGCCCUCAUUGGAUCCACAGCCAACCCGCUGGUUCUGAACUACCUGAAGCAUUCCCUGUGCGCCCACCUCGUUUCCCAUGCUGCCGUCCUGCGGUGCAUAGCCAAGUACGAUAAACUGGAGAGGGUCUAUUGCAUCACAGCUUUGCUGGAGUUUCUGGCGGGCAUUGUGGAUGGGGUGACUUGUCGCAUCAAGUCCGAGGAGGCUGUUCUACCAAGUGCCGUUGUCAACCUGGUCUAUUGGCUGCUGCAGAUCUUUGCGCGCACCGUGCAGCACUAUGAGCUGUACAGCGAGAUCAGCGCGGAGCAAUCGUACCUGCUGGAUCAAACCUGCGUGGUGAUCGAUCGCCUCAGCCAGCACCAGUUUCUGCUCUCCAUGCUGUACGUGGGCUGUCACGAGGAGCUGGAUACCUGCAUGCGCAUCAGAGACAAGCACGCCACCAUUAAGGGCUCCCUGACCAACUCCAACUUCACGUUAAGCUCCCCCAAUGUCGAGCAGCAGCUCCAGCAGCUGGCUUACAUCGAGGCGAAGCAUUUAGAUAUGCAGCCCCUGAACCCGGCGCCCGCGCUGGAAAAGAUCUCCUGCUGCGUACAGCCGCUCCUCGCCGUGGAGGUGCUCCUGAAUCCCUGCAAAGACACAAGCUACUAUGUGGCCGAGCUGCAGAUGCUGCAACGCCUCAAGCGCUACUCCAACACCCGUCUCUUCUAUGAGAUUAUCCGAGCGGGUUUUCUUACGCUGAGCAAUGUGGCCGACACCAGCCCGGACACCAUGUGGGGCGCCUUCAUGUUCUUCAAGAUGCCCCACAUCAUCAAACAGUUGCAUGCACUACAACGGGUUCCCGGGGAGCAGCCUCCCAUGACGGAUUACAUUCCGGAGCUGGUCGAGGCCCUGGAGCUGCUCAUCGAGGACAGCCUACUGCUGGAUUUUAUGGACACCAAGUGUUCGUGCAACAUGAUAGAGUUUCUGCUGAACGACUGGACCAAGCAGCAGCUGGUCAGCGACAUCCACGUCAAGAAGUUUGCCAGCCAGAGAGAAGCGGCUGCUCAGCUGCUGAAAAAAUGCGACAACGGCCAGCAGACGCCCUCGAACAUCAACAUCAUCAAGCGCGCCGAAGUGCCGCUGUCCGGAGUGCUCAAAACACUCUGCACCAACAAGGUGCAGGAUAUGGUGAACGUGCUCUGCCAGGUGCCAGUUGGCAACAGCUUCGAGCUGAUCCUCUCAGUGGCCACCGUAGAGGGACGGCUGAAAACCUUCGUCUCCCGCCUAAUUCAAUGCAAUGAGAACUCGAAGCCGGUGCCGGGCGAGUUGGGGAAGCUCUGCGUCAUCCGUUCGACAUUAUUCGACGUGUCCUUCUUAAUGCUGACCAGCAUCGUCCAGACCUACGGAUCGGAUGUGGUUCUAUCAGAGCGGGGAGAUUCCUUUUUCGAGAAGUGGGUGCGAGAGUGCAUGGUGGAGCGGAACAAGCUUAAGAAUCCCCGCCAGAUUCUUGCUUUAUGCGACGACAGUAUUGUGGAUGAGCUUCUGCUUAGCUUGAGCAAGCCGGAGGCUGCCCAACUGAAACCGAGUAACCUCAGUUGGCAGGAGACCUGCCUCAAUCUCCCCGGGGUGCUUCACCAUGUGCUCAUAGCCUGGGAGCAGGAGACUCUGUCCUCGGCGGAUGUCAAAAGUAUUUUGGACAAUAUUAAGCGGCGUCUAUUCAGUUUCUCCGUCUGUGCCACCAGUUUUCUGUGUGCCUACAUGUACUCGGUGCGAGAAACGGAGCUGCUGAAGCCCAUGAACAUGAUCCAGCAGUUCCUGGCGCCGAUGACCAGCGAAGAGCUCUCCAGCCAAGAGAACGCCAAGGAACGCUUGACUCUGAGCUAUCAGAUCAUCAGAAAGAUGCAGCAUGACGUCCAUCCCGCACCAAAUACCAAAUCCCGCCUGAUAUCCCACUCCCCGUUGGUGGAACAGUUUCGGGAGGUGUGGAAAACGGUCCUGGAGGCGGGCCAUCUGCCCGUGCGUGCGGCCCAGACACUGGAAUCCCUGCUGCUGGCCGGCGGAGCAGCGUGGCUGGCCACGCAGCUUGUGGAGCAGUUGCUGAGUUGCAAGUACACGCGAGACAUGUCCGUCAUGAUGGACGUGGUGUUUGCCGUGAUGCACCUGGACAUUGAGAAGACCACGGAGGCUCUGUUGCAGUAUGUUGUGGCACCUAUGGUACUCCGGCGACAGGGGGAGGACAUUAAUGAGCCGCAGUCCCUGAUUCUGUCCCGUUUGUGCGUCUACUGCAUAAUCUCUUGCUUGGAAACUCGCAGUGGCACUACCUCCUCCGCCCUGGCAGCAAUGAAAAAACGAUCGCGCUCCCAUGACGAGGAAGAACUGGCUGCCAAUGUGGCCAAGGUGCGCAAGGUGAUCGGCGAGGGAAACGAAAACUCCAGCGACUUUACAGAUGCAGGGAAUUCUGUGACGGGCCUGGGAGGAUCGUUGAUGGGCUCCAACUCGGCCGAACUACGGACAACGCCCGUGACGCUGAAGGAACCGCUGCAGUCGAGUGUGCAGCACAUAUUUGGAGUAUUCUUGCAGUUCGUCAGCGGGGACGAAUUGUCGCCCAAGGCAGUAUUUGUCUACCAAUUUAUCUCCCUGCUGGUGGAGUGCGGCGGGGAAAGGGUGACGCCAGUUCUGCGGCUGCUUCCUCCCCAACUGGUGCAGCAGCUGCUGAAAGUGCUUGCCACUGAUGAUAUAAGAGUGGGUCUAAUCAGCAGACUAUACGACCUGCGCGUGCCGAACGGCCGACAGGCGGCCGUGGCCGAUCUGUGCCUGUGGAGGAAUAUGCAGAUGAGCAGGCAUAGCAUACACCUUUGAGGUUUUAGUAGAUUAAGAGACGGGCGGGAGAAAUUGCUAAAUGAAUUGUAUUAAAAACUAGAAAUUGGUGACUCGA
Messenger RNA from Drosophila bipectinata, 3175 nucleotides. It is a transcript of the gene MED24, whose product is annotated as mediator complex subunit 24. NCBI's taxonomy places the organism in Eukaryota, Metazoa, Arthropoda, Insecta, Diptera, Drosophilidae. The record is from RefSeq and is a predicted model, not a curated record. Gene Ontology annotation, cellular component: mediator complex. Gene Ontology annotation, molecular function: transcription coregulator activity.